This is a messenger RNA of Emys orbicularis (European pond turtle), 1740 nucleotides long. RefSeq names its product solute carrier family 37 member 1 (gene SLC37A1). The coding region runs from base 25 to 1740 and encodes 571 amino acids. Gene Ontology annotation, cellular component: endoplasmic reticulum membrane. Gene Ontology annotation, molecular function: glucose 6-phosphate:phosphate antiporter activity. The transcript has 20 exons. NCBI's taxonomy places the organism in Eukaryota, Metazoa, Chordata, Testudines, Emydidae. The record is from RefSeq and is a predicted model, not a curated record. Gene Ontology annotation, biological process: phosphate ion transmembrane transport; glucose-6-phosphate transport.
AUCCAGAUCCUGGCAGUGAAGUAAAUGGCUCAACUUCCCCCUGGAGUUCGCUUCAUCGUUUUAUUUACAAGAGAUCAGUGGUGCAGGGCCUUCAUUUUUGUUCUUACCUUUUUGUUAUAUGCUAGUUUCCACUUGUCAAGGAAACCUAUUAGUAUAGUUAAGGGAGAACUACAUAAGCACUGUGCUCCUCCAAGUGAAGUUGAACUCAACUCCUACAAAGAAUAUGCCAUCCAGAUUCAGCCUGUUAAAAAGUUAUCUAAUGAGUCUCAGUGUGGUUGGGAGCCAUUUGACAAGAACAAUUACAAACAAUUACUGGGAGCCCUGGAUUACUCAUUUCUGUGUGCUUAUGCAGUUGGAAUGUAUUUGAGUGGUAUAAUAGGAGAGCGACUGCCUAUCCGGUAUUAUCUAACAGCUGGAAUGCUUGCCAGUGGACUCUUCACUGCAAUGUUUGGGUUGGGCUAUUUCUAUAAUAUACAUAGCCUGUGGUUCUACAUGAUAGCUCAGAUAGCUAAUGGAUUGGUGCAAACCACUGGCUGGCCCAGUGUUGUUACCUGCAUUGGCAACUGGUUUGGAAAAGGAAGGAGAGGUUUGAUCAUGGGAAUCUGGAAUUCUCACACUUCCGUAGGGAAUAUCUUAGGAUCCUUAAUUGCUGGUUACUGGGUAUCUACCUGCUGGGGUCUGUCUUUUGUGGUUCCUGGUGUUGUUAUUGCUUGCCUGGGGAUCGUUUGUUUUCUGUUUCUCAUUGAACACCCUAAAGAUUUAAGUUACUCUUGCAAACCAUCCAGUAGCUCAAAGUCCUACAUGAAUGGUACAAAUAAAUUCAGAGUCCAUAAGCCAACCUUAAAUCUUAAAGAAACCAACAUUCUUCAGGAUCCAGCGAUGCAGUGUUUGCUUCCUGACAGAGAGAACUUCACAGUGCCACUGAACCAUAACGUGGCAGUCAAUGGGGAAGGUGGAACUAGAAUGUCAGCUAUAAGCUUCAUAGGUGCUUUGCGAAUACCUGGAGUCAUAGAAUUCUCUCUCUGUUUGUUGUUUGCUAAACUAGUCAGUUACACUUUCCUUUUCUGGCUUCCACUCUAUAUCACAAACGUAGAGCAUCUUGAUGCGAAAAGAGCUGGGGAUCUUUCUACAUUGUUCGAUGUGGGUGGAAUCUUUGGUGGCAUUUUGGCAGGCAUGAUAUCAGAUAGAUUGGAAAAAAGGGCUUCAACCUGUGGAAUGAUGUUACUACUAGCAGCACCUGCCCUAUACAUGUUCUCUGCAAUCAGUAAAAUGGGCCUAGAAGCUACCAUAGUUAUGCUGCUUAUCAGUGGAGCCCUGGUGAACGGUCCUUAUGCACUGAUCACAACUGCAGUCUCAGCCGACUUGGGUACCCAUAAAAGUCUGAAAGGAAAUGCAAGAGCCCUGUCCACAGUUACGGCUAUCAUCGAUGGAACAGGUUCUGUAGGUGCUGCUCUAGGGCCUCUGUUAGCUGGUCUCAUCUCUCCCUCUGGUUGGAACAAUGUAUUUUACAUGCUAAUGGUGGCAGAUGCAUGUGCCUUAUUAUUCUUACUCCGUCUUAUACGAAAAGAACUCCAGUGUAAGAUGGACCAGACCUUGUAUAUGCAGGAGGCAACGUUCUUUUCCAAUUCUGGCAAUGUUGAUGAUGAUUUCCCAACAUUAAGUGAUGAUUACGGUUUUGGAUACACCAGAAGACAGGCCUCUUGCUGCAUACAAAUGAAUGAAUUUGAUGAUGUGAAGUAG